This is a messenger RNA of Oncorhynchus gorbuscha (pink salmon), 1265 nucleotides long. Its product is annotated as gamma-crystallin N-like. The transcript has 2 exons. Bases 237 to 815 code for a protein of 192 amino acids. NCBI's taxonomy places the organism in Eukaryota, Metazoa, Chordata, Actinopteri, Salmoniformes, Salmonidae. Gene Ontology annotation, molecular function: structural constituent of eye lens. The record is from RefSeq and is a predicted model, not a curated record. Gene Ontology annotation, biological process: visual perception; lens development in camera-type eye.
UCUCACAUUUUGGCAGAGGUCUUGGCUGUGGCACUGAUAUUGUUAUUAAUGUGUGUGUCGGUAUGUGUGUGGCACAGGAGGUUGCCGAGGGGAGGACGGCUCAUAAUAAUGGCCGGAAUGCAGUCAAUGGAAAGGCAUCAAACACCUGGAAACCAUGGAAACCAUGUGUUUGAUGUAUUUGAUACCAUUCCACUGAUUCAGCUCCAGUCAUUACCACGAGCCCAUCCUCCCCAAUUAUGGUGCUACCAACCUCCUGUGGUGAAUGUUUAUUAAAAACCAGCUGUGUGAAUAGUGAUUUGGUGUGUGUGUGUGUCUGUCGGUUGUAUCACUGCCCGGUACGGCAACUGCACUGUCCACAACCGAAAGGCUCUUCAGAGAGUGGUGCAGUCAGCCCAACGCAUCACCGGGGCCACACUGCCUGCCCUUCAGGACAUCUACAGCACCCGGUGUUACAGGAAGGCCAAGAAGAUCAUCAAGGACCUCAGCCACCCGAGCCACAUCCUGUUCACCCAGCUACCAUCCAGAAAGAGGAGACGGCACAGGCUAGCGGUGCCCCCUACAAGCUGCAGCUGUACGGGAAGGGAGACUUGGCAGGCCAGGCGUUCGAGGCCACCGAGGACUGCCCCUCCGUGCUGGAGAAGUUCCACUGGCGCGAGGUGCACUCCUGCAAGGUGCUGGGAGGCUGGUGGGUCUUCUACGAGCACCCCGACUACAAGGGCCGUCAGUAUCUCCUGGAGAAGGGCGAGUACCGCAAUCCCACAGACUGGGGCGCGGUGUGUCCCAACGUCCAGUCCUUCAGACGCCUCACUGAGUAACCAGGGUCUAGAGGUGUCCCCCUCUCGCCCAACCAAUCGGAUCCCUCCUGCCCAAUGCUCGAUCACGUCAUCUACUACCGUUCUUAACACCAACCCAAGAGAUGGACCUAACACUGAGCCAUGGCCACCAGCUAAACCCUGACUGGCAAGCAGCUGACGAGUUGUGUUUUUAUUGUGUGUUUGGUGUAAGUCUGAUAAUGUCUAAUACAGCCCACAACCAAUGGACAAGAACCUCUCUGCAGUCACUCUGCGUCAAACCAACUCUAGAGCCUAAACUGUAAAACAAGACUUUUAUAUUUUUGAUGUGUUUCAUUUGAUCAUAGCCAGUGAUAGAUAUGGUAUAACAAUAACUUGUCAGUUCAUAACAUUUCGUAUUAGGAAUAAAUACAUUUGGUAAUAAUAACUCUACUUCAUGUUAUCUUAGUAUUAAAUAAACAGUAACCCAGGGCA